AUGCAAGAUCCCACUGUCCCCGUUGUGGCCAUCCCGGACCGCGAUGAGUCCUCCACAUCGACCAACGUCUGGAAAGCCCGCCAACAGAAACAGCAGAAACCCACUUCCCCCUCUGAGACUGCUCCUCAGUCGCCGCAGGCCACCAGCUCGUCCGUUGCCGAGCCUGUCCUAGAGUCCACCUCGGAUGACACCGAGUUUGAGGGAUUCGUCAAAGUUCAAGGUGGCUUUUCGCUCCGUCAAUCGCCCGGCAAGAAGAGCACAAAGGGUACUCCCCAAACACCGUCAGAGAAGAAGCCUGCUACUGGCGGAUCACCCCCGGCCGUCAAUACCACGGUCGCCGUACUGCCUCCGGCUGCGCCUGCUGCCACCGCCGUUGCCGCCGCCGCCGCCGCCGCUACUACACCUGCUGAGCCUGUGGCAGAAGCCCCCAAGAAGACCGAGGCUUCCAAAGUCACCAGCGGACCAGCCAAGAUCGUCCAAACCAAUGCCCGGAGUGAGAACCUGAUCAAAGACAGCGCUCCUGUGAGCACCCCCCAACUGGGCCCUCUGGACAAGUGGCCUGUCUUGGGCACCAGUGCUCCCGCCCAGGUCCCGACACAGCAGUAUGACGAAGCCAAGGUGGCCGGUGGCGGCAAAAAGAACGCCUGGGCCAAGCUCGACGUGCCCAUCCGGUAUCCCCCUCCCAAGACCCGCAGCAACUCGGCUCGCAAGGGAGGCCGAUCUUCGCGUGACGGCUCGGCAAAGCUGGAUGGCGAGGAUACGCUGAGUUCGAAUGGCGAUGCCCUGAGCCAACCCUCUCCCAAGCCGCAGAAGGGAUCACGGAAUCCCUCCGCCUCGUCCCAGCGCAACCGAAACAAGUCCGCAUCGAGCCGAAGCGGCGCCGACUCACAAGCCCCCAAGACCCCCACGGGAGAAUCCAACCCGGAUGAAAUCACCUCGCCUGUUAAUGCCGAAGCCACCUCGCCCGUGGCCGGCACCGGCGCUUUCGUCUCCGGCGAAGGUGCUGCUCAUGCCGGCGGUCAUCAGCCCAACCACCGCCAUAGCAACCGCGGUCAUCCCAAUCGCGGUGGCCGUGGAGGUGUCCGAGGUGGGCGUGGAGGAAGCACUCGCGGCGGGCGCCACGGUGGUGCCUAUGGUGGCUACAGCGGCUAUCUGAAUCCCUAUGCCUACCAGCAGGGCAGCGUCCCGCUGGCCCCGAACGGCAUGCCAAUCUUCAACCCCGUUGCCUUCCAGGCGCCCGAGAGCCACGAACAAGUCGAUAUCGAGACUGUCAAGUGGUGGAUCCGCAGCCAGAUCGAGUAUUACUUCUCGAUCGAGAACCUUUGCCGCGACGUGUACUUCCGCAGCCAGAUGAACCCAGCCGACGGCACGGUCUCCCUUAAGCUUGUCACAUCCUUCAAUCGCAUCCGCUUCUUGAUCAACAUUGCUCGCAGCAAGAUUGCUGGUGCCGAGAGCCUUGGCGACAGCGACCUCCCGCCGUGGGCGAUCGAGCUGGUCCUGCAGGCGCUUGCCCCCAGUGAAACCGUCCAAGUCAUCAAGGACGCAAAUGACGAGUCACACAUCCGACGUGCUAGUGACUGGCACUACUGGCUGCUACCGUCGCCCACAGGCACUCCGGCCACAGCCACGGCUCCCGCCCUCCCAGAGACCCCUGUGGCUGAGCGAGCUGCCUCACCUUCGAGACCGGCCGCCACGAACCAGACAAAGCAGGUCCCCACCAUCCAAACGGUCAGCCCCACCGGCGAGUGGGAAGUUGCCUCUAACCGCCGCCACUCGAAGCAAGCUGGUGCGACAAGCGCCAAGCCGAGCGAUCAUCGCCCUAAAGCCACCAGUGGCAGCGGCCACACUGAUGAGGAGGGUCUCUUUGAUUUCGAGGAUGAAGAGCUCGGCAGCGGCGACAAGCGCAACACCAAUAAACCCUGGAACAAGGAUGCCGCUGCGGAGUUGCUCGAGACUGAUGACGAAGAUGAUGUUGUCGUCGUCACCCACCGCGGCAGCGAGAAGCGCGGCAUCGAUGCCGGCUAUGAGUCGUUCGAGGACUGGCACUCGGAUAUCGACGAUGAAGAGGUGGCCUCGCUGCUGAUUGUGACCCAGAAGCACUCUACAAGUGGCAUCACGCAGCAGGCCGCCGGCACCCACACUUCGCUCCAUGCCCCUGCCCGCAAGCAUGCCACCCAUGCCUAUGACCGUCCCAAGACCCAGGAAGACAUGCACGACAUCAUCAACGAGGGACUGUUUCACUACGAGCGUGAGCUGUACAAGGGACAUGGUGGUCGGUCCAGAAACGGCCCCAACCACAUCGGCGUCGUCGAUGACGAGCAGUUUGCUCUCAUGUCCGGCCGGUCCAGCGUCACCACCCCGACCACUCCGCUCUCGAACCUCAGCAAGUCUCUGGAGAGGCACAAGGCUGCCGCCGUUGCCAACCAGCAUCCCACCUCGGCUGGCGCGCAGAGUCAGGCUGCCAGCGCCAAGAGCAAGGCCGUCAACGUCCCCACCCGCUUCUGGAACUCGGCCAAUGUUGCUGCCUCCCCUCCUGUUGGUUGGUUGAUGGGCGACAAGCCCUACCACCCGCCAUCGCGAGAGCACCUGCACAUUGGCGAAGGUCGUCCGCCCCUCCCCCCAGAUGCCCACGCCUCGUCCCCACGUCACCUGGACAUUCCCCUCAAUCGCCAGAGCCCUUCUGGUGCCAACCCGAUCCUGGGCGGCCACAGCUUGAGCUCGUCCUAUGGAAGCCAGGUUGGCUCGUGGACUGGCGACAGCCGCAACAUGAGCUACAAGGAGUUCUCGGCCUUCCAGCACCCCUCCUACGAGCUCCUCAAGGACGGCGGUUUCAUCCAGCACAAAUACCACAAAUACCACGCCAAGGCCCUCAAGGAGCGCAAGCGCGUUGGCCCUGGACUGUCGCCCGAGAUGAACACCCUCUUCCGGUUCUGGUGCCACUUCCUCCGCGAUCGCUUCAACCGCAAGAUGUACAAUGAGUUCCGGCGCCUUGCCUAUGAGGAUGCCCUGGCCGGUCAUCGCUAUGGUCUGGAAUGUCUGUUCCGGUUCUUCUCGUACGGUCUCGAGAAGCGCUUCAAGACCGACCUGUUCAAGGACUUCCAGGAGUUCACUCGCGAAGACUUUUGCUGUUGGGGCGAGCUCUACGGCCUUGAAAAGUUCUGGGCCUAUCUGUUCUACCGCAAGGACAAGCAAAAGCGACCCCAAGUUGAUGCCUCGGUGCUCCCUGAGCUCAAGGCGGCCCUGGAGAUCUUCCAGAAUGUGCAGGUGUUCCGCAAUGCUGACGAUGAGACCAUCCAGAAGGCCGGCGGCAAGCGCCUUCCUUCGAAUGGAUACAUCCAGACCUCGAUCAACAGCAGCGUCGCCGCCAGCACCGCCGCCGGACCCACCAUCAAGGAGUAG
Polychytrium aggregatum is the source of this 3399-nucleotide messenger RNA. RefSeq lists its product as uncharacterized. Bases 1 to 3399 code for a protein of 1132 amino acids. The record is from RefSeq and is a predicted model, not a curated record. Gene Ontology annotation, molecular function: RNA cap binding. NCBI's taxonomy places the organism in Eukaryota, Fungi, Chytridiomycota, Chytridiomycetes, Polychytriales. The transcript is spliced from 4 exons. Gene Ontology annotation, biological process: positive regulation of translation; mRNA stabilization. Gene Ontology annotation, cellular component: cytosol; cytoplasmic stress granule.